UUGAUCAAGACAUUGGCUUGAAGUGAGUAAUAUUGCAUCGUAGUUUACUGAUUUUUAACGCAGUUUGAGUAAAAAAUCAUGUUUUUUCUUCCUUCGGCUACGCUUCCUUCUAACAUCACUCGUAGCUUGGAAGAAGUCGAAAGAGAAUUCAACGAGGAAAUCCUCACUAAGAAGGGAUAUAUCAAGAAGAAAUGUAAAAUAUUGCAUGCUCAUUUGACCAAAGAUGCUCAAGAAAGAAUUGAAGAACUUGAGGAUAGACUUAAAAGUUCUCUACUGAAGGAGGAAAGUUAUCUUACACAGCUGGAUGAAGUUCUUGAUACUCUUUGUAAUUCUGCGCUUCAAAAGGAAACUGAACAAUCAGAGACUGAAAUAAGUAUUAAAUCUGAAAUGGAUGACGAAAUGAAAGAAACAAGCAUCAAUGGCCAUGCAAAAGAAAUAAAUGACCACAGUGAGUCACUAGCAGGCUCUAGCUCUAGAAAUGGUCUAUCAGAAAAUAAUGAUGAAAGCAAUGGACUGCAGGACAGGAAUGAAACAGACACUGUUAAUGUGAAACAGGAAGGCAUUACAAAUGGGAUAGAUUCCGAUGAUGAUGAAAGGAAAAGAAAUGGGAUGGAACAAGAUAAAGAACCAUUGACUCCAUCACAGAAAGUAAAACCUGCACACAAGAAGAGUGGGAGAAAAGGAAAAAGAUCAAGCCCUCAGAGACAACCUGGUAUCGCUGAGAUCUUCUCCAGGGUUUCAUCUAAAAGAAAGCAAUCAGAUAAAUUAGAAGAAAAUCAGAGUGGUUCCAGUAGUAGUAAUGAUACAGAUGGUGCAGAGGACCAAACAUCACACUGUCAGCAAGAUAAAAAAGUAAAGCUUGAAGAGGAAGCAGAGGAAAAGGAAUCCGAUGCAAACAGAAUCCAAGAAAAUAUCCCCGAAAAGAUUAAAGAUUCCAAGCCACAGCUACCAGAGAGAUGCGAUGAAUGCAGACAACUGCUAAACAACCCAGAACUUAGGAUAUUUGGUGGUGACAGUGAGGAUGCUGUAGAAGAAUUUGUUGCUUUAGUAGAUCCAAGGUUGUCCCUGUUCACAGGUGACGAAGAACAGUUUGACAGCUAUGAUGACAAGCCACAGCACAAACUCACCAACUUCAGCGUGUAUGACAAGAACACCCAUUUGUGUCCAUUUGACACUGGGUUGAUUGAAAAGAAUGUAGAGUUAUACUUCAGUGGAUACUUGAAGCCCAUAUAUGAUGAGAAUCCCGUGCAAGAAGGUGGUGUUCCUGCUAAGAACAUGGGUCCAAUUAAUGAAUGGUGGACUGCUGGGUUUGAUGGAGGAGAAAAUGUCAUCAUUGGGUUUACCACAGCCUAUGGGGAGUAUUUCCUGAUGAAGCCCUCAGAAGAAUACGCUCCAUUCAUUGACACGAUGACCGAAAAAACGAAACUUAGCAAAAUAGUUAUCGAGUUCUUGUUGGUAAAUCCCGACUCUAGAUAUGAAGAUCUGUUGAACAAGGUCCAGACAUCUAUUCCUCCAGAGAACUGUGCCAGUUUUACCGAAGAGUCUCUUCUACGCCAUGCACAGUUCAUAGUAGAACAGGUUGAAAACUUUGACGACGCACGUGACUUCGAUGAGCUGCCGCUAUUGGUCAGUCCAUGUAUGAGGGACUUUAUCAAACUCUCUGGUGUAACCCUGGGCAAAAGGAGAGCUACAAGGAAAGUCAGAGUCAAAACAGAGGUCAAGAAAAAACAGGCACCGACAAAGGCAACUACUACGCCAUUGGUUCGUCAUGUGUUUGAUAUUUUCUUUGACAAACAAAUCGAAGGUAAAAGCACAGCUCCCAGGCGGACACGGUGUGGUAUUUGUGAGAAGUGUCAACAGCCAGACUGUGGGAAAUGCAAGUCCUGUCGCGAUAUGGUGAAGUUUGGAGGGACUGGACGAAUGAAGCAAUGCUGUGUGGAGAGACGAUGUCCUUACAGAGAUAUCAGAGAAGCUGAUGAUAACGAAGGACUUGAAGAAUGUGACAAGGAUGACGUGGAGAAGGAAAACAAACAUGAGGUGGCUAACAAAGUACAACACAAGAUAGCUAAGGGACAGAAGAUCAUCAAGACGAAAGUGAAGUGGGUUGGAGAACCAAGCAGGGUUGAAAAGAACAAACGAUAUUAUUCGACUGUGCUCAUCAACAAACAAGAGGUGAAUGUAGGUGACUUCGUCAAGGUCUGCCCAGACGAUCCCCACUCGCCUUUAUACAUCGCUUGUGUGACUUACAUGUGGGAGAAUCCUAGCGGUGAGAAGAUGUUCCAUGCAAGAUGGAUGUCUCGUGCUUCGGAGACUGUUCUUGGGGAAACAGCUGAUCAAUCAGAGCUGUUCCUGGCCGAUGAUUGUGAUGAUAAUCCAUUGGGAUCGAUCAUUGAGAAAUGCAUGGUUGUGCACAAAGAUCCCCUUAAAGACUGGCACAAAGACUUCGGUAUUGGAGGUGUCGAGAUGUUCACUCCUAAAGAAGAAGAUGAUGGAAACAAUUUCUUCUAUCACAAAUGGUAUGACAGUGAGAUGGGACGAUUUACAGACCCACCAACCGAGUACUCUGUCAAGGUGGACAGAACGAAGAUGAACUACUGUGAAAGCUGCGAACGUAUUGCUGCACAGGAACUGUUGGAUACAGCAAGACAUAGCGAUCAAACUGAGCAGGACGGAAGUCAAGGAUCAAAAAUCCACCACGAAUCGUUUUCUGUCAAAGGCGUAAAGUACAGCUUAGGAGAACACGUGUACCUGAAAGAUGGCUCCUUCUCCUUCAAUGUGACUUUCAAGGAACCCAAAAAAUCUGUCAAGAAGGAAGGUCCUGUUGAUGAAGACAUUUAUCCAGAGUAUUACAGGAAAUCAUCAGAGUACGUCAAGGGAAGCAAUCAAGACGUUCCAAAGCCAUUCCAAAUCGGUCGCAUUCUCAAGAUAUACGCCAAAAGUUCGUCAGGAAAGCUGAAGGGAGACCAGGACUUGUUUCUGAAAGUUGCGAAAUUUUACAGACCUGAAGACACUCAUAAAGGACCAAGUGCCGGACAUCAAGCGGACAACAAUCUCCUCUACUGGACAAAUGAAGAUUGUUCAGUUUCUGUCAGUUGUGUGCAAGGCAAGUGUAGUGUGGUAUACGGUGAAGAUAUCAACGAACCCAUUCAUCAAUACACUGCAAAGGGACCUGACCGAUUCUACUUUUUCGAGGCAUAUGACAGUGAGAGAAAAGAGUUUGAGGAACUGUCGUUGGAAGCACGGGAACAAGUCAUGUUCAACAAGGGUAAGGGCAAGGGAAAAGGAAAAGGAAAAGGCAAGGGGAAAGGAAAGGCUGCUAUGGAGACCACCUCAGAUGCUGUCAAAACUGACCAAGAAGAAACUAAACCUUUUCAGAAACUCAAAAGCCUGGACGUGUUUGCAGGCUGCGGAGGUCUGUCUGCAGGUCUUCACCAGGCAGGUAUUGCAGAAUCCUGUUGGGCCAUUGAAAAAGAAAUCCCAGCUGCUCAAGCCUUCCGACUCAACAACCCAGACUGCACAGUAUUCACUGAUGACUGUAACGAGUUACUUAAACUGGCUAUUGAUGGACAGACUACCAACUCGACGGGACAAAAACUUCCCCAGAAGGGUGAGGUAGAGCUGCUCUGUGGUGGCCCCCCUUGUCAAGGAUUUAGUGGAAUGAAUCGAUUCAAUACGAGAGAAUACUCUUUGUUCAAGAAUUCUCUAGUGGUAUCGUACCUUAGCUACUGUGAUUUCUACCGUCCUCGAUUCUUCAUCCUCGAGAAUGUCCGCAACUUCGUGUCCUUUAAGCGCAGCAUGGUGCUGAAGCUUACCCUUCGAUGCCUUCUGAGGAUGGGAUAUCAGUGUACUUUUGGUGUGCUUCAAGCGGGCUGUUAUGGAGUCCCGCAAACUAGACGGAGGGCUAUCAUAAUAGCGGCUGCUCCAGGCGAGGUUCUUCCACAGUACCCAGAACCAACUCACUGCUUUAGUCCACGUGCAUGUCAGCUGACGGUUAAAGUCGACGAUAAAGUAUUCCGUUCCAACAUUACGCGGUCAUGUUCUGCCCCAUACCGUACCGUUACUGUAAGAGACGCUAUGUCGGACCUACCGGACAUUGUCAAUGGAGCUUCAGAUCCGGAAAUAUCGUAUAAAGGCGAAGCAAUAUCGCACUUCCAACGAAAGAUUCGAGGAGACCAGUACCAGCCAGUAUUGAGGGACCAUAUUUGCAAGGAGAUGAGCGCAUUAGUGGCGGCUCGUAUGAAGCACAUUCCUCUCGCACCUGGUUCAGACUGGAGAGACUUACCCAACAUUGUAGUUCGUCUCGCAGAUGGCACCUCCACCAAGAAAUUGGAAUAUCUGCACCACGAUAAAAAGAACGGCAAAGGAUCCAACGGUAGAUUACGAGGUGUUUGCUCAUGCGUAGACGGUCGCCCAUGUGAUCCAGCUGAUCGACAGUUUAACACUCUUGUCCCAUGGUGUUUACCGCAUACCGGAAAUAGACACAAUAACUGGGCGGGGCUGUAUGGUCGACUCGAAUGGGAUGGCUACUUCAGUACGACCAUCACAAAUCCUGAACCAAUGGGCAAACAGGUUGGGAAUGCAGUACCGCCCCCCUUAGCAGCUGCAAUUGGCCGGGAACUGAAAAAGAGCCUGGAACAAAAGUCUUGUCAAGAUGUCAAUCAAACGCCUAUGGAUACGACUGACUAGUCCAAAUCCAGUGGCUCCUGUCCUCAGUCCAAGUUCGCUUAUAGAGGUUUUGCACUAUCACGACUUUGCACCAUCACGUGCCCACGCCCAUAAUAUAGCUUGGACUGCCUGUGGUUAGAUGGCAGAACAAUAAAAUCCCUUUGCACUCGAGAAUUGAAUUCUUUCUCAUGUAAAACGAUUGUAUUGUUCCUGCCAUCUAACAUGGCUGCCGUCACGUGAUGGUGCAAAACCUCUAUUCGUUUUUGAAUCUAAGAUUUUGGUUUUCAGUCUUCUUGAAUGUCGUUAUGUCACCCGGGACGUGACGUUUUGUCGCGCGGUGACCUGACUAAUGUACAUAAUUACGCUUUUAUAUUCUGAGUGCACAAUUUCUAAUAUUAGAACUGAGUUUUCGUCAGUCCAAAGAAUAUAUGAUCGGCAUAUUAACAAAAGUAUCAAGUCUAUAUCUUCAUUAUAUUAAUAAUAGUGUCACGCAAUGCUCAAGGUUGCAUUCUUUUUAUCAGUACAAGUAUCGCAUAAUGAUACGCAAUAUUUGCGAUGAAACGAUAUAUGAUCGUCCUAUUAACAGGGCAUCAAGUUUGUCCUACGAAUGUCACGCAAUCCUCAAGGUUGCAUUCUUUCUAUCAGUACUUGAAGUAUCGCAUAAUGAUACGCAAUAUUUGCGACUAAACGUAAUGAGUGUAAUGCAAUGCUAUAUUUUAAAAGUCUUGCACAUAUGAGACUAAUAGAUUCUUAUAAGCGAUAAAUGAUUUUCUAGAGUUUUAACAUACAAUGCACAUUUACAAUUCUUAUUAUCUUUUCAUUUUCUAUCAAUUUUUGGUUUUAAAUUCUUUGAACCAUUUUCACAUGCAAAGUUUCCAAAUAGAAGAAGACUUGUAGAGUGCAAAUUGAGUCCGUAAGCAUGCUUUAAACUUCCCUUCGGACUUUGUAUUGGGGUCCAAUAUAGGCCUUUUUUACGAGGCAGUCAUUUUUGUUUGCACACGCGUAGCCUUGCCUUUAAGUGCUAGGGAAAAAAUUAUACCUGUUAAACAAAGAUUUUUAUUCUUUAAAAAAUAAA
Actinia tenebrosa (Australian red waratah sea anemone) is the source of this 5740-nucleotide messenger RNA. Its product is annotated as DNA (cytosine-5)-methyltransferase 1.L. The record is from RefSeq and is a predicted model, not a curated record. Gene Ontology annotation, biological process: negative regulation of gene expression via chromosomal CpG island methylation; DNA methylation-dependent constitutive heterochromatin formation. Lineage: Eukaryota; Metazoa; Cnidaria; Anthozoa; Actiniaria; Actiniidae. Gene Ontology annotation, cellular component: nucleus. Gene Ontology annotation, molecular function: DNA (cytosine-5-)-methyltransferase activity; chromatin binding; DNA binding.